GAGCAAAGGUGGGGGCUUUCACUUCCCACCAUGUCACAUGCUGAAUUUUUGUGGCAUUAGAAUCUUAUUAGAUUGCCCACUAGACCUUUCUUCUCUCAUGGUGUUUUCUCCUGUACCUACUGCUUUUGAUUUCUUGCCAUCCGAAGAAAGCAGCAACACUGUGGCCAAUGGUUUUCUUGAUUCAAGAGUUGGGUCUGGGAAAAGACAUAAAAUUGAAAAGCUCCUUGAUGCUAAAAGCUUACUUUUUGCUGAACCUUGGUACAAGACUGUUAAUAACUUGCACUUGUGGAAUUCUUCUUUCAUUGAUGUCGUAUUAAUCUCCAGUCCAAUGGGUAUUCUGGGAUUGCCUUUUCUUACUCGAAUGAAGGGUUUCUCAGCUAAGCUUAAUGUUUUGUUCAAUUGUUUGAUAUAUAUAACGGAAGCAUCAGCAAGAUUAGGCCAGCUAAUGAUGGAGGAUCUUGUAUCAAUGCAUGUGGAAUUCAGUCAGUUUUAUGGACCAGAGGAAUCAAAUUUCCCUGCAUGGCUGAGGCAGGAAGAGCUUGAAAUCCUUCCUUCUGAAUUGAGCGAGAUAAUAUUGGGAGAAGAUGGAGUGGAGUUGGGUGGUUGGAUGCCAUUGUACAGGUGAUCUACCAUUAAUUAGUUUGCAUUUUAUCUCAAAAAA
Messenger RNA from Cajanus cajan (pigeon pea), 661 nucleotides. The record is from RefSeq and is a predicted model, not a curated record. Lineage: Eukaryota; Viridiplantae; Streptophyta; Magnoliopsida; Fabales; Fabaceae.